UGCUUUAGCAGCAUCAACCACAAAGCAACUGAGUUCGAUGAGAAUCUGAUCAGCACCUAAAGCCUUCCCAUUACGUUCAAAGAAAAGAAAAUGGCGAUGAUUCCAAGUUUCUUUGGCAAACGAAGGGGCAGCAUCUUCGAUCCUUUCUCUCUUGACCUUUGGGAUCCUUUCAAGGACUUCCCUUUCUCUUCUUCUUCACUUACAACUCACGCCCCUGAAAUCUCUGCUUUUGCCAAUACACGAAUCGACUGGAGGGAAACCCCGGAAGCUCACGUCUUCAAGGCUGACCUUCCAGGGCUCAGGAAAGAGGAAGUGAAACUCGAGAUUGAGGAUGACAGGGUGCUCCAAAUCAGCGGAGAAAGGAACGUUGAGAAAGAAGACAAAAACGACACCUGGCACCGGGUUGAGCGUAGCAGUGGCAAGUUCAUGAGGAGGUUCAGGUUGCCGGAGAAUGUGAAGAUGGAUCAGGUUAAGGCUUCCAUGGAAAAUGGGGUUCUUACUGUUACUAUUCCUAAAGAGGAAGUGAAGAAACCUGACGUCAAAGCCAUUGAGAUCUCUGGUUAAUAUCUUAAAUAUUUUUGGUGUAUGCAAUUAUGUACUACUCGUAUGCACAGUUGUGAAAUAUAAUACUGUAAUCUACUAAAGUGAAAUCUUCUUUAUUCUAAUGUACCCGUCAUUUCGUUUUCUCUUCUCUGA
Theobroma cacao (cacao) is the source of this 696-nucleotide messenger RNA. Its product is annotated as 17.3 kDa class I heat shock protein-like. NCBI's taxonomy places the organism in Eukaryota, Viridiplantae, Streptophyta, Magnoliopsida, Malvales, Malvaceae. The record is from RefSeq and is a predicted model, not a curated record.